Molecule: messenger RNA, 846 nt
Organism: Penicillium salamii
Lineage: Eukaryota; Fungi; Ascomycota; Eurotiomycetes; Eurotiales; Aspergillaceae
Source: the annotation of a GenBank genome assembly
AUGUCUGCCCAGGACCAAGUCAAGCUAAGCAAUUUCAAUGACAUUUUCUCCCUCGAGGGAAAGGUUGCCGUCGUGACUGGCGGAUCCCGCGGUCUAGGAUUGCACGCAGCCUCCGGUCUCCUCCAAGCCGGAUGUUCCAAGGUUUACAUCACAUCGCGCAAGGCUUCGGCCUGCGAUGAAGCAGUUGCUGCUCUCAAUGCGCUCUCCAACAAACGGCCUGGCGCACAGGCCAUCUCUGUGCCAGCCGAUAGCUCGGACAUGAAAGAACUUGACCGGCUUGUGGCUGAGGUCGCUAAGACCACUGAUCGCGUUGAUAUUCUCUUUGCUAACGCUGGUGCAACAUGGGGUGAGAAGUUUGACACGCACCCCGAAAAGAUGUUCUCCAAGGUGAUGGAUUUGAAUGUGAAGAGCGUGUUCUACACGAUCCAAAAAUUCACGCCUCUUCUCACGGCCAAGGCCACUAUCACCGACCCAUCUCGUGUGAUAAUUACCGCUUCCGUUGCUGGUAUUGGAAUUGGCACCGUCGGCGACAAUGCGACCCCAUCUUACUCUGCUUCCAAGGCUGCUGCUAUUCAUAUUGCAAAGAACUUGGCUGUCGAGCUCGGCCCGCGCCAUGUGUUGACUAAUGCCAUUGCGCCCGGGUUCUAUCCCUCUAAGAUGGCUAGUGGGCUCAUUGAGGCGAAAGGUGGAAUGAAGGAGAUGGAAGAGUACUCACCCAAUGGACGACUCGGCAAGCCUGAGGAUAUCGCCGGCCUUAUUGUCUUCCUUGGAUCGCGGGCCUCCAGCCAUUUGAAUGGUGCUGUUAUUGCGACGGACGGUGGAGCUGUGCUGAAGGGGAGAUUGUAA